Phycodurus eques (leafy seadragon) is the source of this 4573-nucleotide messenger RNA. RefSeq names its product chromogranin B (gene chgb). Lineage: Eukaryota; Metazoa; Chordata; Actinopteri; Syngnathiformes; Syngnathidae. The record is from RefSeq and is a predicted model, not a curated record. Gene Ontology annotation, cellular component: secretory granule. The transcript is spliced from 9 exons. Bases 2143 to 4272 code for a protein of 709 amino acids.
AUAAUAAUGCCACUUCCCUAACGGGGACAUUUUAUUCAACUCUGCAGAGCUCCGUGCUUUAAGCAGUAUUAGUAUCAGUAUUUGUCAAGUUGAGCAAAAAUGGCUGCGUGGUAAACAUUUAGGUGAUGAUGUAAUAUUAGCUUUGCAUUAAGUUAAGCUUUCAAGUUUGCACACAAACGUGCUCUAAAACAGAGUGAAACAGACAGAAUUUGGAAUGAACAAAUAGGAGUCCCGCUCCCGUUUGACUUUAAUGCGCAAAUGUGGAUGCAUUGAACAAGCUGCUCAGUCUCUGUAAUGCCCACAAAAGCCUAAAAUGAUUCAUCUUAUGAUAAUAAUCUUUGCGCACUCCUAUUGCCAGACGUUAUUGCCGUGAGUUGGAGCCGCAGACUUUCCAGCUGCAUAACCGUAUGGCUUUGAAUUAAAAAAAAAAAAAAAAAGAACUGAAGGAACUCAUCAAUAUGCCGUUGCACGCGUGCACAGAAGCGUGUUGUGAAAAUGUCAAGUUACUUACUCGAGUGAAAUAUGUAGCAUGUUCACGCAUCCGUGCCGGCCGAUUUGUUUGCACUUGUCACGGUGGAGUGAACAUCAAAAGAUGUCGGUUUGUUUUUUCCGUCACUCACAUUUUGCGUCUGAGUUCUCCCGUUGAGACUCCCAACUCCAUUCUCGGUGGUGUUCACAUCAGAAAGACAAAGUCGGCGUUAGAACGCUUUCGGGGGGGACUCCGUUAGAGCUCGCUAAUGGCUCGAUGGCCACGCGUUGAAAUGUAGAUUUGGAAAUAAAAAAGGAUUCGUCGAGCCCGAGGAUGCUUUAGUGUUACAGUGAGCUGAUGAGCGAUCCUGAGCUCUGACGUGAAAGAUUUGUUGCAACUUAGGGAUUCGACAGUGCUUAGGCUUUCAAGUUAAGACUUUCGAGUCUAGAUUUGGGUUUCAAAUGGGAGAUUCAAUCGAAGGUUAGGGAAAUGUUCCGAUUUAGACAGGAUUAGGAUUUUAAGUCAUGGUUAUGGUUUCAUACAAAUGCUCGGGUUCCAAGACAGGAUUAGCGUUUGAAGAUAGUUUGCAGCCAGGGAAGGAGUUUCACGCAAAUGUUAUGUUUCGUCAAAACAGGAUGACGGGAUUCAGAUUCAGGUUUAAAGCCUGGGUUAGGGUUUGAAAUUCGAUUUUCAACUCAGGGUUAGCGUAGCUACUGACAUGGUCACUGGACUUUGUGAGCAUUUCAAAGCAUCCAGAAGGUUCAUCGUGGGACACUCCCAACUUAUUAUUGCUAUCCUGGAAGCUGACAACAAUCUGAGUUACUUCCUUUCACGCAGACUGUUAUCUCUCAUGGAUUCGUUGUAAAGCAAUAAGACGACGACUCAGUGAAUGCAGCGAUAAGCGCUUUACUUUAUUGCUAGGCAGGUUAUCUAUUGCAAUACACUGAGAGGAAAAUAGACGAAUAGGAAACCAUUGAUGUAAAAGCAGCACCAGUAGUACAAAGUGACAAAAAAGUGGCAAAAGUGGAACCUGUAUCCCAAAUUACUGGACUCCAAGGUAUCCGUUCCCAGGACCAAGUUAACAAAGGGUACCAUUAUGUUCCAAAAGGGAGUCAAGGGUACAAAAGAGAUGUUUUUAAAUCACCUGAACAGCCAGGAAGAUGGACAGGUACCAGGGCGGGGUCUCUGCCACACUGCGCGCGAGUUUGUUAUGGUCCACUUCACCGCCGCUGUUACCGUUGAAAGGAUUAAGUGGCUCUCCCACGGCCUGUACUCUGUCCUCAUCCAUCUGAAUGUGCGCGCAAACACACGCAAAGAGCACCCUGACAGACAAAUAGACCUCCACCCAUGCUCAAUACCUGAAAGAUGUUGAUGCUACAACUCUUAUUACAUGGAGGGUUGCUGAGCUGAAGCAGCGCCAGCAAGGAGAGAAUGUGUGAUGUGGCGAAAAGUCCAGAUGAAUUAUUGACGAGGAGGCUAACGCUUGGUUUACGAUCAACGGACACUUCAUUAGGUCUAAUGAGUCAUGACAUGAGCAUCCCCUCCCACGCGCCUUGACUCCCUCACUCCUUCCUCCCCCACUCCGAGCACCUUUAUAUUGAAGGCUCUGCUCCUCCUCCUGCUAGAGCAGCUCUCCCGCCGCAUUGGGAGGCUCACCGGAGUCCGGAAGAAAGAUGACGACUUGUCCUCUUUUCCUGUUACUUGUGUUGGCGUUACUCACAGGGAAUCGAGCGUUUCCAGUGGGGAAGGAUGGCCAAAGAGAAGAUGCGGUGACAAGAUGUUUGGUGGAGGUUCUGUCCAAAGCUCUCUCCCAACCGGACACCCAACUGGACGAAGAGUGUAAGGAGAUCCUCCAAGCAGGACUUAAACAGCCUCCGCCGGAGAAGAAGAGCAACGAGGUCAGCUAUGAAGAGCCGGUCAAAGAUCAUGAACAAGGGGCCGAAGCCAAGGGCUUGAAUGCACAAGACAUCCAAGAACUCCUGAAGUCUGUGGAGCCCAAGCAGGAGACCUCAAAGGACGAACACAAUCAGGAAUCAUGGAGUCUGGAGAAGAGACACCAGGAAGACAACGGCGAGGAAGAGGAGGAGCAGGAACGGGAGAAGAGAAGCAGCUGGCGGCCUGGAAGAUUCCACCAGAAGCAGCAUAAACGUGACGAGGAGUCUUUGGGAGGAGAGUCCAAAGAGGAGGAGGAGGGGGACGAAGAACGCAGUCAGGAGUCCUGGGAUUUUGGCCGAAGGAGCGACGACGACGACCAAGAGGAGCCCGACAAGCACAUUUGGAAGCCCUCCCAUCGAUACCACCACAAAAAGAAGUUCCACAAGCGUGGAGACGAGGAAGAGGACUACGAACGCAGUCAGGAGUCAUGGGGGCUCGACGAUGAGAGGGACAAGAGAGAAUGGAGACCCGGGAGAUACCACCAGAGGGACGAAGAACUCUCAGAGGAGCCAGAUGUGGAACACAGUCAGGAGUCAUGGGGGCUCGACGAUGAGAGGGAUAAGAAAGACUGGAGGCCUGGGAGAUACCAUCAAAGAAGACACAAGCGUGAUGAGGAACUGUCAGAGGAACCCAGAGAGGAACCAGAUGAUGAACGUAGCCAGGAGUCGUGGGGUCUCGACGACGAGAAGGACAAGAGGAAAUGGAGGGCCGGGAGAUACCAUCAGAGGAGACACAAGAGGGACGAGGAACUCUCAGAGGACCCAGAUGAGGAACGUAGCCAGGAAUCUUGGGAUUUUGACACCGACCGAUACAAGAGGGACUGGAGACCGGGUAGAUACCACCAGAGGAGGCACAAGCGAGAUGAGGAACUCUCAGAGGAUCCUGAUGAGGAACGUAGCCAAGAAUCUUGGGAUUUUGAUACUGACAGGUACAAGAGAGACUGGAGACCGGGGAGAUACCACCAGAGGAGGCACAAGCGAGAUGAGGAACUCUCAGAGGAUCCUGAUGAGGAACGUAGCCAAGAAUCUUGGGAUUUUGAUACUGACAGAUACAAGAGAGACUGGAGACCGGGGAGAUACCACCAGAGGAGACACAAGCGAGAUGAGGAACUCUCAGAGGAUCCAGAUGAGGAACGUAGCCAGGAAUCUUGGGAUUUUGACACCGACAGAUACAAAAGGGAGUGGAGACUGGGAAGAUACCACCAGAGGAGACACAAGCGGGACGAGGAACUCCCAGAGGAAGCCAGAGAGGAACAAGAUGAGGAACGCAGCCAGGAAUCAUGGGACUUUGACACGGGGAGGGAAAAGAAGACCUGGAGGCCUGGGAGAUAUCACCAGCAGAAGCCCAAGUUUGACGAAGAACUCUCCGAGGAGAAGAGGGACGAAUCGGAUGGAGACCGCAGUCAGGAGUACUGGAGCUUCGACAAGAGACACAACGAAGAUGAUGACAUCGACUUUGGAAAGCGCAUUUGGAAACCGUCACAUCGGUACCGCCGCCAGAAAUAUCACAAGCCUGGAGGGGAGGAGUUGUCUGAAGAUGAAGACCUGAGGGAUAAUUCUGACAAUUUGGAGGGCAGAAGUGAAGCUCUGAGGUAUCUGGCUGACAAGCGAAACCCUUGGAUCUACAGAGGCUACUACCAUCCCGCCUGGUUCAAAAGGGAUCCAGAGGACCGUGCUACCCUAAAUAAGAUGGAUGAGGCGGCCAUGCUGCUGAGUCAAAAGAUCAACCAGUUCGCCCACCAGAAGGCAUCAAAGGGAGCCACGCACCCAAGGGCGCUCACUCCGCACGAGGAGAAAGCGCGGGAAAACCUGGCGGCAAUGGAUGUGGAGAUGAAGAACAUCGUUGCCAAGUUGCACGAUAAAGAAUGAGCUUCGCUUUCGACGUUUCAAUGGAAAACACACACACACACACAAAAAAGACAUCGUUUGUCACGUCUGCCAAGUUAAUGUGCGUAAAAAAACAACUUGAAAAUCCCAACUGUGGAGCCUUGCUUAAAAAAAAAAACAUUCAAUGAAAAUGUUAUUAUUGUAUUUGUGCUAUUUUGAUGUGACAUCCUGAACGUGAGCAUGGGAAUGUUUUUUUUUUUAAUGUUUAUACAUAGAAAUCCUCCAAUAUUGACUGAUGUCAUCGUCUUUAAAAGUGUUAGUGCUCAAUAAAAGUUAUUCUGGG